Molecule: messenger RNA, 585 nt
Organism: Lonchura striata (white-rumped munia)
Lineage: Eukaryota; Metazoa; Chordata; Aves; Passeriformes; Estrildidae
Gene: CFAP144
Product: cilia and flagella associated protein 144
Cellular component (GO): ciliary base
Source: RefSeq, a predicted model, not a curated record
CCGGCGGCGUGGCCAUGGACGCGCCCCGCGGCGAGAGGGACCCGCCGGACGCGCUGCAGAACCGCCUCCGCACCGAGCGGGCCAACAAGGAGCGCCGCUGGCAGCUGCUCUUCACGCAGUACACCGUGAACCCCUUCCACCCCGUUCACAUGGUUGCUAGGAAGCCAAUGUCUCGGCAUGAGAAUGUACAGGAACCAAUAAAUGAUGAAUUCCUGAAUCUUCUUCACCGUGCAGCAGAAGUGCCAAGAAAGAAAUACUCAGAGCCACAAACUGAAAGCCAAGAAAUUGGCUGGCAUACAACACCUUUGGUUCCUUUCGACCGCAAUGAUACCAGAUUCUACUUCCCACGCCAGACAACUGAGAUUACCAUCCACGGCUACCCUGCACCACGGGGAGAGAAGACUAAAGACUAGCACAGGGGAAGGCCACAGAUGAAUGUUAAUGACAUCUAAUGUGUUAGGUCCUGCUCGUUAUCUAGCAAACCUGGCAGAUUUCUAGUGACAGGCAAUAGAAAAGAGAACUUUAAUCUGUCAAGAUAUACAACCUGACAACAGUGACACAAAUAAACCUAUCUGUAAGGCUCUG